AUGUAUAUAUCUCGUUCUAUUUUUUGUGACUCCAACUCUUACUCUAUGUGUGUGUUUAUGUGUGUGUUAUGCAAAAUUAUCUUUCUGUCGGAGAUAACAAACUUAGAAGGGGUGACUACCCAACAGCAAGCCUCCCUGUCAGUGAAAGGCACAAAUGUGUGGACACUAUCACUAGAAGCAGAGCGACGACUCCCAAAUGAGCGAGGGACACAAGACCUAAUCACAUUUUCACCGUCUUCAGCUGUUAAAUCCCAGGUAUCAUACCUCACUUUCUGUCGACAUGAAAGACUUGAACAAUCUUGCAGAUCUUGCGAAAAAGCUUCAGGAGCUCCAGCAGCACCACCAAACAAGAAAAGGUGUAGAUCUUUAUCCGGCCCACCUGAAUGUCUAACGGCCGUACCUGCAUCAGUUGGGGAAUACAGUAGGAAAGUAUGGAAACCUGUAGCCGUGAUACCACCACACAGUAGUAAAAAUAUUACAACGAGUUUCAAGCUAUUACCAGUGAUUUCUUCCCAUUGCAGCAAUGGCUGUGGUUGUUAUACUAAUGCUAUCCAAGCAUCUUCGCAAAUAUGUUACUCCAGCUCAAUCCAAACUUCGUCUAGUGGUUGUUAUACUAACUCUACCAACACAUCAUCUGGUUCUCCCAAACCACGACCUGCCUCUGUAGCCAGCGACACGUCAUUCAGCUCCAUUUAUCAAGACAGUCCCAGGGAGAGUCGUGUCCGAAUUCUGGAAAACCGUAGUCUUUCAUGUGAAGAUCAGAUAUCUGGAGCUCCCUCCAUCAGUUCUGCAUCAUCUGAUGUCAGAGACAAGAGCAGUGAUUGUGACAACAGUCUUCUUCCCAGAUGUCACUCCCAGCCUUGCAUUCUUCAUCACCGACGAUGCAGGAAGAAGCGACGCCGUAACUUCCAAAGACCUGCUUUAAACUUCCAUAAAAUGACAGAGGUACUGAUAUGCACUCAUGAUAACAUAGAAAGGAAGAGAAGGUUAAAGGAAGAAGACUAA
Candidula unifasciata is the source of this 1005-nucleotide messenger RNA. Lineage: Eukaryota; Metazoa; Mollusca; Gastropoda; Stylommatophora; Geomitridae. The record is from the annotation of a GenBank genome assembly.